AUGGCGCAGCUGCGGGUUUCAAGAUAAUCAUCAACCGCUACAGCUGCGACAGACACAGGGGCAUUAUUGUACAGCAGCAGAGAAAAAGGAGCACAGGCAUAUAAGAGCAAAUUAACAAACGCAACAGGAGAAAGGCUGCAAAUACAUGCACCGGCUUUUACAGAACCGAGCUUAAAGGACAAUGGAAGAGGAAUGUGCUGCAAGAGGGUUAAAUAAAUACAUAGAUAAAUAAAUAAAUAAACGCUGCAGCAUUGACAGAAGAUUCCCAUACACAGCUGGGGAGAGAUUACCGAUAACAAACACAUUGCACAACUAUACCUUACUUAGCAAGACAGACAUCGAGGACGUGCAGGGGGAACAGGGAGGAAAACACGGUGUUUUAUUUAUUUAUUUUUUCAUUUCAUUUAUAUUUUAUUUGUGCACAGUUGAACAAAUGAACACGGAGCUGUGAGAUUAGUGUAACUUCGAAUAUUUCUUUUCCAUGAAAACGGGUAAAUUACUCUGAUUUCUUGGGAAUUUUACCAGGAUCAUGUGGACACCCACAGAAGAAGAGAAGAUUGGUGUUGUGAUCUGCAGUUUCCGUGGAUCAGUGGCGCAAGGUUUGUCUCUGGAGAUCGGAGAAACCGUGCAGAUCCUGGAAAAAUGUGAAGGAUGGUACAGAGGGUUUUCCACCAAGAAACCAACAGUAAAGGGGAUCUUUCCAACCAACUAUGUUCACUUGAAGAAAGGGAUUGUCAGUAACAGUGGGCAGUAUGAGACAGUGGUCCUGCUGGAAGACUCGAUUGUGACUGAGGUGACAUCCACUCUGCAGGAAUGGGCCUUUUUGUGGAAGCAGCUGUAUGUGAUAGCACCGGAAAGAGUUGCAGCAAUAAAGAAAAACAAGGUGGACCUUUUCUACAAGCUGCGCCACGUGAUGAAUGAACUCUUUGACCUGCGAAGACAGCUGCUCUCGGGUCACCUGACCCAGGACCAGAUUCGAGACGUCAAGAGACACAUCACUGUGCGCCUGGACUGGGGGAACGAGCACCUAGGCUUGGACCUGGUCCCCAGAAAAGAGUUUGAGAUGGCAGAUGCAGAACAGAUCAGCGUCUCGGACCUCUACAAAAUGCAUUUAUCCAGCAGACACAGCGUGCAGCAAAGCACAUCACAGGGGGACAGCAUGCGUCACCGCCAUGGGGAGGCUUGCCGGAUCCCAAUCCCUCACCAUCUCUUCCUCAAUUUGAAGAGUUUCACCUACAACACCAUCGGAGAAGACACUGAUGUCUUCUUCUCUCUCUUUGACAUGAGGGAGGGUAAACAGAUCAGCGAGAGGUUCAUGGUGAAACUGAAUAAGAAUGGAGGACCUAAAAACCCUGAGAAGAUAGAUCGCCUAUGUGCCCUCUUCACGGAUCUGAGCAACAGGGACAUGAAACGGGACCUGUAUAUAGUUUCUCACGUCAUCAGAACUGGGCGGAUGUUGUUGAAUGAUUCUAAGAAAGGUCCGGCCCAUGUGCAGUACCGUCGCCCCUACGGCUGUGCAGUGCUGAGCAUGAGCGACAUACUGCAGUCCAUCUCCGAGCUCAAAGAGGAGAAAGACUUUGUGCUUAAAGUUUACACCUGUAACAAUGAAAAUGAAUGGUGCCAAAUCCACGAAAAUAUAAUCCGCAAGUCCAGCACCAAGUACACAGCACCCAGCACCAACUAUGGUCUGAUCAUUUCCCUGCAGCUGCUGCGGGGGGAGAUGGAGCUGAUCCGCAGAGAGAACCCAAUGAUCUUCAACAGAGGCGUGGCUGUCACCCGCAAACUGGGCUUCCCUGAUGUCAUCAUGCCUGGUGACAUUCGGAAUGACCUAUACCUGAUCCUGGAGCGAGGUGAUUUCGAGAGGGGUGGGAAGAGCGUCCAGAAGAACAUCGAGGUCACUGUGUACGUUCUCUACGCGGACGGAGAAAUACUCAAGGAUUGUAUCAGCCUCGGCUCUGGGGAGCCCAGUGUGAGUGAGCACCGCUCCUUUGUUCUGUACCACAACAACAGCCCGCGCUGGGGCGAGAUCAUCAAGCUGCCUAUUCCUGUGGACCGCUUCCGAGGCUCGCACCUGCGCUUCGAGUUCAGGCACUGCUCCACAAAAGACAAGGGGGAGAAGAAGCUGUUUGGCUUCGCGUUUACUCCUCUGAUGAGGGAGGACGGCACCACUCUGUCAGAUGAAAGCCAUGAACUCUACGUUUACAAGUGUGAUGAGAACAGCACCUUCAGUAACCAAGCACUCUACCUGGGCCUGCCUUGCUGUAAGGAAGAUUUCAAUGGCUGUCCCAACAUCCCGUCCAGCCUUAUCUUUCAGCGCAGUGCCAAAGAGAUGCUCUGGAUCUCCACCCAGCUCUCCUCCACCAAGCUCACACAGAACGUGGAUCUCCUGGCCCUGCUGAAGUGGAAGGCUCAUCCAGACAGACUGAUGGACAUCCUGGGAAGGCUGCGGCAUGUCAGUGGAGAGGAAAUUGUUAAAUUCCUUCAGGAUAUUUUAGAUACACUGUUUUCCAUUCUAGAUGACAACACAGACAAAUACGGGCCUUUGGUUUUCCAGUCGUUGGUGUUCAUCAUCAAUCUACUCCGGGAUAGUAAGUACUAUCAUUUCCGGCCAGUCAUGGACACUUACAUCCAGAAGCACUUUGCAGGAGCACUGGCUUACAAGGAGCUGAUCCACUGUCUGAAGUGGUACAUGGAUCGCUCGGCCGAAGUUAUUCGCCAGGACCACAUCCAGGAGGCCAUGAGGGCUCUGGAGUACCUGUUCAAGUUCAUUGUCCAGUCGCGGAUCCUCUACUCUCGAGCCACCUGCGGGAUGGAGGAGGAUCAGUUCAGGCUGAGCAUCCAGGAGCUCUUCCAGUCCAUCCGCUUCGUGCUGAGCCUGGACAGCCGUAGCUCCGAAACCCUCAUCUUUACACAGGGCCCCCAGCCGCCACAUGGACAGGCAAUCGGAGCAGUGAACUGUGUGCAGCCCUGGAGCGGGAACGCUCCAAGGCCAUCGCCUUUAUCUGCGGCUCUUCUAAACUCCUUUCCUACCAUCUUCGAUGAGCUGCUGCAGAUGUUCACGGUGCAGGAGGUGGCAGAGUUUGUCCGGGGAACGCUAGGGAGCAUGCCCAGUACAGUCCACAUCGGGCAGUCCAUGGACGUGGUCAAGCUACAGUCAAUCGCUCGCACUGUGGACAGCCGACUCUUCUCAUUCCCAGAGUCUCGUCGCAUCUUGCUCCCGGUGGUGCUCCAUCACAUCCACCUCCACCUGCGGCAGCAGAAGGAGCUGCUCAUCUGCUCAGGGAUCCUCAGCAGUAUCUUCUCCAUCAUCAAGACCAGCUCACUGCGUGACCCAUGUGUCUGUGUCCUCCAGGAGACCUCGGUGCAGGAGGAGGUGGAGAUGAUGGUGGAGAGCCUCCUUGAUGUCCUCCUCCAGACUCUGCUCACCAUCUUGAGUAAAUCCCAGUCUCAGGAGGCGGUAAGAGGCCAGCGCUGCCCGCAGUGCACGGCUGAGAUCACUGGAGAGUAUGUGUCCUGUCUGUUAUCUCUGCUUCGCCAGAUGUCGGAAAUCCAUUAUCAACAUCUACUGGACAACUUCCAGAGUAAAGAGGAGCUAAAGGAAUUUCUGUUGAAGAUCUUCUGUGUAUUCCGUAAUUUAAUGAAGUUGAGCAUAUUCCCUCGUGACUGGAUGGUGAUGCGGCUCCUCACCAGCAACAUCAUUGUCACUACUGCCCAGUAUCUAUCCCCAGCCCUCCAUAAGAACUUCACAGAGGCAGACUUUGAUUUCAAGGUAUGGAAUUCCUACUUCAGCCUGGCCGUUCUGUACAUUAACCAGCCCAGCCUGCAGCUGGAGACCCUAACUCCUUCCAAGAGGAAGAAGAUACUGGACAAGUAUGGAGACAUGCGAGUGAUGAUGGCUUAUGAACUCUUCGGCAUGUGGCAGAACCUUGCAGGGGAAAAUAAAAUCCACUUCAUUCCCGGGAUGAUCGGCCCAUUCCUGGGGGUGACGCUGGUGCCGCAGAACGAAGUACGAAACAUCAUGAUCCCCAUCUUUCAUGACAUGAUGGACUGGGAGCAGAGGAAGAAUGGCAACUUUAAACAAGUGGAGGCAGAGUUAAUCGAUAAGCUGGACAGCCUUGUGUCGGAGGGAAAGGGAGACGAGAAUUACCGAGAGCUCUUCAGUCUGCUAACCCAGCUCUUUGGGCCCUAUCCUAGUCUGCUGGAGAAAAUCGAACAAGAAACCUGGCGGGAAACCGGCAUCUCUUUUGUUACCUCGGUAACGAGGCUUAUGGAGCGUCUCCUUGACUACAGAGACUGUAUGAAAGGAGACGAGACCGAGAAUAAAAAGAUUGGGUGUACCGUCAACCUGCUGAACUUCUAUAAAUCAGAAAUCAACAAGGAGGAGAUGUAUAUCCGCUACAUCCAUAAGCUGUGUGACAUGCACCUGCAGGCCGAGAAUUACACAGAGGCUGCGUUCACCCUGCUGCUGUACUGGGAGCUGCUGCACUGGGAGGACAGGCCACUCAGGGAGUUUCUGCACUACCCGACCCAAAGUGAGUGGCAGCGGAAGGAGGGCCUGUGCCGCAAAGUCAUCCACUACUUCAACAAGGGCAAGUGUUGGGAAUAUGGGAUCCCCCUUUGCCGGGAGCUUGCCAGCCAGUAUGAAGCUUUGUAUGACUAUCAGAGUCUCAGCUGGAUUCGGAAAAUGGAGGCAGCGUAUUAUGACAACAUCAUGGAACAGCAGCGUCUUGAACCCGAGUUUUUCAGGGUCGGCUUUUACGGCAGGAAAUUUCCAUUCUUCCUGAGGAACAAGGAGUUUGUCUGCAGGGGCCAUGACUAUGAGAGGCUGGAAGCCUUUCAGCAGAGAAUGUUGGGAGAGUUCCCACAAGCCAUUGCCAUGCAGCAUCCCAACCAACCUGACGAGACCAUCCUGCAGUGUGAUGCACAAUAUCUGCAGAUCUACGCAGUCACCCCGAUCUCAGAGAAUGCGGACGUGCUGCAGAUGGACCGGGUCCCCGAGCGCAUCAAGAGCUUCUACCGCAUCAACAACGUCCACAGGUUUCGCUAUGACAGACCUUUCCACAAGGGACCCAAAGACAGGGACAACGAGUUUAAGAGUCUCUGGAUUGAGAGAACUACCCUGAUCCUGACCCGCCCGCUACCUGGCAUCUCCCGCUGGUUUGAAGUGGAAAAGAGAGAAGUGGUGGAGGUGAGCCCUUUGGAGAACGGCAUCUAUGUUGUGGAGAAUAAGAACCACGAGCUGCGGACCUUGAUAAGCCAGUACCAGCACAAGCAGCUGCACGGCAACAUCAACCUGCUCAGCAUGUGCCUGAACGGGAUGAUCGAUGCAGCUGUCAACGGGGGCAUUGCCCGCUACCAAGAGGCUUUUUUCGAUAAGGACUACAUAACCAGUCACCCUGAAGAUGCAGAGAAAAUCACACAACUCAAAGAGCUCAUGCAGGAGCAGGUGCAUAUCCUGGGUAUGGGGCUGGCAGUGCAUGAGAAACUGGUGCAUCCAGAAAUGCGUCCCUUACACAAGAAGCUGAUUGAUCAGUUCCAGAUGAUGAGAAGCAGCCUUUGUCAUGGUCUCCCUGGCUUGGAGAAGAUCAGUCCAGCCUGUUCAGGAGCGAGCACGCCACGGGGCAGUAUUCUGGCGUCCCACAGCCCUUUGAGUCCCGAGAGCAUCAAACUGGUCCACAGACACAGCCCACUGAACCUGCUGGGAUCAAUUCGACACUCCUCCUCGUCCCUCUCCUCACACACCUCCAGUGAGACCGGGAACCUUGUCAUCCUGACUGACGGGCUGGUGGGGGAAACCUCUGAGGAUAUGUACCGAAUGCAGGCAAGCCCCUCUUCCUCCAGCCUGAGCUCCACCCACUCUGCACCAUCACAGCUGAUCAACUCCGCCCCUUCCAGUGCAAGAGGUUCCCCUUCACUGCCAGACAAAUACCGGCACAACAGAGAGAUGAUCAUGCUGCUGCCACCCCACCGCGACCGGCCCAGCAGUGCCAUGUACCCAGCAAUGACCGAGAAUGGACAGGUAGGGGCUGGCAACAGCCAAACCCAGCACCUGAUUCCAACCAAUUUCCAGCGGGCCCUGAUCCAGCAGGUAAUUGGCCCCUGCAAACCCUGCAGCGAUCCAAACCUUUCAGUUGUAGAAAAAGCAGUCCCUACAGCUCCCAGCAGCUGGAGCCUCGACAGUGGAACCCGAGAAGCGAUGCCAUUCCUGUCUGCACAUGUCGGAAGUAUAAUGGUCCCACCAGUACCACCUCGAACCAUACCCCAUGGGCACUUUUCGAUGCACUUUGAUGCUUUCCACCACCAGAUCAGCGACCUCCCUCCAGCUCUCCCUGCGCGCUCUUUGAGAAAGUCCCCCCUGCACCCGAUACCUGCCUCUCCCACCAGCCCGCAUUCUGGCCUGGACGGCAGUAGCUCCACCUUGUCAGGCAGCGCCAGCAGUGGCGUGUCCUCCCUGAGCGAGAGUAACUUCGGGCAUUCCUGUGAGCCGCCAGUCCACACAGACACCAUGGACUCUGUCCCCAGCCAGUCCUGGACCAUCGACGAGGACGUGGAGUCGCCCUACCUGCCCGUCCGUUACAGCAUCUCUGAGCCUGAUGUGCUGGAGCCCAUGAAGCCCCCUCCCUGCCGUAGCCACUCUGCCCCCAGUGGGGUCAACCCCCACCAUGACCCCCCCACCCUGCCCCCCAAACCCUACAUGGGCCGGGGGGAGGGGUGCAUCCCUGAGGAGGAGAUGCGGCCCAGGCCCAUGCCCCGCAAGAUCUCCCAGCCCCUUCUGAGUUGCAAGGAGGAGCAGGCUAAGGUUGCAUGGGAGCAUGGAAUCAAGGAGGAGUAGGCAUGGGGAAAGGUGUUAGUGUGGGGAGGGGGUUGGCUUCCUCAGUCCUGAGCCAGCUCUUCAUUCCUUUCAUUUUAACAUAUUACCAUUUUAAACACCCAUAGAAGGUAUGAAAAAGCUAAUUGUCAUUUAUAAACCCCUAUCAUGUAUUUGUAAAAAUAUAUACACGAAUUGUCACGUCAGUAGAUACGUUUUUAUAAAGUUUUCCAUCGACCUAUUUAAAUUGCUGGAUUCAAUGGUUUAUUUUUCACAACAGGAUUGAGGUUGUUAUAUGAUACUGCACUAUAUUCCUGUAUUGUUUAGAUUCUCAUCAUUCCUCAAGACUUUAUCAGUCGAUGGAAGUUAUCCAAAAUACUCAGGAAGCAAUUCCACACAGCACUGUAGAAAGUACAAUGCAGGCGCUUUUGAACACAGAUACCCCACAGCAGCACACACACCACUUCCAUCAUUUUGACCUGGGAAUGGACAGAGAUGCAUUCCGAAUACAAUGUAACAUUGUAAAAUAAACUUUUUAAAAAGUACCUUACAAUACAGGUUAUACUGUAGUUUUGUUCCCGUGUGAGAGUAUAACUGAAAUCCAUACCUUUUUUGAAACAGAGGAAUGCACUUUAAAUUUGGUAUCUCCCCAUUUGCCAAUCUACUUAAUGCUGCAAAACCUAAGUAGAAAAAAAAACAAAACUAAAGAAAUAUUAAGUAGGGUUUAUGUUCCAGAUUACUUUCUCAUGUAUGUAUUCCUCUCAUGUAUAAAUAUUAAACUAAAGAUACGGCACUGAAAUGCAUACCAGUUUAUGAACAAUCACUUAAAGCAACAGAGUCACACAUGGGUUAUGCCCCAAGUCACCUGGAAUAUUCAGACAUUUCAAAUCAUUAAUCCAGUACAUAUUAGAAUCCAGUGUAAGUUCUGGUCUACAGUACCGAUUACUACGGCUUAAUGGAAUUCAAAAUAAAGUUCUUACGUAGCACUUAAAUUGAGUGAGAUUGGAGUGAUGGAGCUAAAAGUAGGAGAAAGAAUGCUAUGCAUCCAGUACGUAGUAGUUUUCUGUACUGUAUAUAUGUAUAUAUAUAUAUAUAUAUAUAUAUUUAUAUAUAUAAAACUAAAUAUGUAACUGCAUAUAUUUAAAAAUUAUAACUAGCUUCUUGGGACUGAGGAGGAAAAGGGAAUCUCAGAUUUAUGCAAGAUUUAAGGUAUGAAGCUAUGUUUUUGACUGCUUAAUAAUAAGCAAGACUCAGUGGAAAUGUUUUACUGAAUACAUUAUUUUUAAGAUAUUUAAGAGAAGGAACACAACCUUCCUGCCGUAAAUAAAUAUUUCCUUUUUUUUUUGUAAAAAUUGUUCUGUGAGCAUGCUUUUUAUUUGUGGAAAACGUGAAUACUGCCCUGCAGUUCAACUAGUUUUCCUGUCCAGCGCGACAAUGCUGUGGCUUGGGAAAACAUUCGGUUGUACAGAAUUAUCAUUUUUAUAACAUGUCUGUAUUUAGGGUUGUUUUCCUGUGAAACAAUUCCAAUUCAUGAAACAAAUCUUACUAUUGCACAUUGACAAAAUCUAACUGUGCUUUGCAUCAUAACAUCCAUUUUAUACCAUGGAGGGGGUUAUCUCUGCCAUCUAUGAAAAUGUUUAGUGCUGUUACCUGCUGCUGAAUACCAUUAAGCUGCUUCGAUGGACAUUUCAAUCCUAGUUAUCUGUCAUGCUUCCUCAAGUUUGUCAGAGUUGCGUGUUGUACGAGUGGCUUUGCUUAAUCAUGGUCAGAUCAGAGGUUGAAAAGUUAUUUACCAAAACCUAGCGAUUGCCACUUUAAAAUUGGUAAUUAUAUACCAUUCCACAGAUAAGAUAAUGCACAUUCAGUUACUAUAGAGAAUUACUAUAUUACUAUUAUGAACAUUUCUCGAAAUCAUUUUUGUGUUUUUAAUGUUAGUGUUCAGAAAGUGCCAGGGCACUGUUAGUCAAUUUUGUUCUCACUGUACUCAGAAACAAUUAUGGUUUCUUCAUUUCAGCCACACACUCUUUUAGGUUACAACGACUAGAUUUGUAUACAGCAAAUACUGCUAUGUAACUAAAGUGAAAGCUACCAGUAUAUCUCUACCCUAGGGCCCAGGUCAUUAAUAUUCUAACUAGACCAAGGGAUUUUUCAUUAGCUAAAUACUGACAUCUAGUGGGAAAUAGAAAAAUGACACCAAGAUAACAUAAAUAACAGUAAUGUUUGCAAGGUAAAAACGACUAAAUAAACCAAGCCUUUGAAGUAUUACAAAGCAAACUUAAUUCAGGUUAAAUACUUGUCAUUCCAGUUAAAAAAAAAAAAAAGUAAAUAAAUAUGAAA
Acipenser ruthenus (sterlet) is the source of this 9145-nucleotide messenger RNA. RefSeq names its product dedicator of cytokinesis protein 3-like. Gene Ontology annotation, molecular function: guanyl-nucleotide exchange factor activity; small GTPase binding. Lineage: Eukaryota; Metazoa; Chordata; Actinopteri; Acipenseriformes; Acipenseridae. Gene Ontology annotation, cellular component: cytoplasm; plasma membrane. Gene Ontology annotation, biological process: small GTPase-mediated signal transduction. Bases 530 to 6832 code for a protein of 2100 amino acids. The transcript is spliced from 56 exons. The record is from RefSeq and is a predicted model, not a curated record.